Danio rerio (zebrafish) is the source of this 2277-nucleotide messenger RNA. NCBI's taxonomy places the organism in Eukaryota, Metazoa, Chordata, Actinopteri, Cypriniformes, Danionidae. The record is from RefSeq and is a predicted model, not a curated record.
UCUGCACUUUUCGCCUUUCACCUGCACUGUGAGGUUUAAAAGAAUCUGCUGGACGGAUGUAAGCUAAAGCUAGCUACGCUAUGUGUAACUAAAUAUGUAUCCAAAAUAUACCAAAAUAUACUAUAUUGCUAUAGUAAAUGAGUUAGAAUUGUGUGGCUGACGGCAUUUAAGAGGAACUGCGCGCAUGUCUAAUAAAGCAAACAAAUAUAAGAGCGGCACAUAAAGCACCUUUCAUGCAGCUGAAUGUGUCUUUCACACGGAGCCGGAGGAAGAACCAAGUGUAGGAGGGAACUGAGUUUGAGUUUUAAGGGUAAGCCACUGAAGUGUUUCUCAAAUCCCCAUGCGAGUAAUGAGUGUGUCAAGACUUGAUUAAAGCGUCCACCUCUCUCAAAGAACAAGAGACACCCCUAUUACCCCUCUGCUGACUGAAGAUAUUUGAGUUCUGUCAAGGUGGUGUUUGUCAGUGACACGGGAAGAUGCUGCAGCAGAUACUGAUCGACAUGUACAUUGAGCCGGAUCUCCUGGCUGAGCUGAACGAGGAACAGAAACAAGUUCUCUUCUUUAAAAUGAGAGAAGAACAGAUCAGGAGAUGGAAAGAAAGAGAGACACAGCUGGAGAAACAGGAAGCCGCACAUGCCAAAGCCAAAAAAGUUUCAGGAAAGAGUGUGUCGUGGAUGAAGGGUCUGGAUGAUGAUGUUUGGGUUUGGGUGAUGGGAGAACAUCAAAAUGACAAACCCUAUGAUCAAGUCUGUGAUGAGAUCAUGGCCCAGAGAGCAGCCCUGCAGGCCCAGAGAGAGGCUGAGGAACUCAGGGUUAAGAAAGCAGCAGAGCUGGAGAAGCGUUUCUCUGGAAUAUAUCUUGAACCGGAGCAGGUUGUAUUGUCAGAUCAGGAAGUCCAGCAGAAAGCCAAACAGGCUGAGGCUCUUCAACAGAGAAAAGCAGAGGAGGAACUCAAGAAAAUGGAGCAGGAGGAGAGGCGUAAGGCUGAGGAGGAGCUGAGGAGGCUGGAGCAGGAGAGGAAACAGCAGAUUUACCAGUGCCUAAAGGAGGUGCAGAGCAGCAAAAACACACUAGAGGAGGAGGAUAAGGACUGGAAGGAGACAUUGCAGAAGUCUAAAGCUGCAGACAUGCGCAGACGAUCUCUCGCCAAACAGACAAUCGAGGAUCAUCGCAGACGCUCAGUCAAAGCUCUAGAGAGAGGACGUGUAGCAGCCAUGACAAAAGCCUUUGCCAACUCAAAUCCAGCAACUCCACCUAAACCCAAACCCAGAAACACCAGCAAUGCUAUUAAUCGGAAAGGCGGUAUGCGGCGCUCACAGUCAACGUCCAGUCGAGAACAUAUUAUUCGUUGGUUUAAGGAGGAACAGUUGCCCCUCAGAGCAGGGUUUCAGCGCGAUCAAAGCCGGAUCGCCACAUGGUUUCACGGUAUAAUCUCCCGUGAGCAGGCAGAGGAACUGCUGAGCGGUGGUGAGCCCGGGCUUUUCCUGGUCCGCGUCAGUGAGAGGAUCUUUGGAUAUGUGCUUUCCUACCGAUUCAAGGAUGGAAUCAAACACCUGCUGAUUGACUCCUCGGAGAACUGCUACAUGCUGCUGGGAGACCAGAUCAAAUUCAGCUCCCUCAGUGAACUAGUGGAGUAUCAUCAGGUGGAGCCGCUGAGCUCAUCUGAAGGAGAGGAGUUUCUGCUGCAGGCGUGUGGCCAGAGAUCAUCCACAGCAGACUACGCUGACCUCUUUACCUGAUCUACUCCACAAACACACUUCUGGACUUCUACACUGUGAGCUGCACUGCCAAUACACACACACACACACACACAAAGGAAUAACUGCUGAUCAGCAUCUGUGAAGGCAAUUAUGAUUCUGUUGAUGUGCAUCAAAACAUUUCAUAAACACCCCAUUCUAACACUGAAUGAAAUCAGAAGCAUUUUUAACCAUUGCAAAAAAAAAGAGCUUAUUUCUUUGUGUAAUUGAACCGAUAAAACUCAGACAAUAUCUUUUGAACAUAAAACUAAUUUAUAAUAUAACAAUUUUUCAUUUCAGAAAUGUAUAUAUUGGUAUAUACAUGAAUAAUUACGCUCUACCAGCAGGUCAGUAGCUGAAGAAUCAUGAUUUUAGGUUAACAAGCAAUUCAAAGAGUGUUCAUUUUCAUGAAAAUCUCUUUUGGUAUAGCUUUUUGGGUGUAAUAUGAACAUUUAUUUCCUGUGUAAACAAGCAUUAGCACUUUUUGAGGGAGCUAAAAAACAUAAUGAAGGAAACCAUUAAAACGCACUGUUAACUACUG